Moneuplotes crassus is the source of this 2115-nucleotide messenger RNA. NCBI's taxonomy places the organism in Eukaryota, Ciliophora, Spirotrichea, Euplotida, Euplotidae. The record is from the annotation of a GenBank genome assembly.
GGAUUCAUGAAUUUUGAUAUGUUUGAGUUUCAUUUUGAAAUAUUUUGAGUGAAUGCGGAAAAUCUCAUGGCCGGUAAUAUUUAAAAUAGAUGAACACCAGCAUUAGGAUAAGGUCAGCGAAGCCAAAGAUAAAAUCUCCGUUUAUAAAAAACCAAGGAGCAUUUCCUAAAGAUUUCUUCACAAAUAAAGACUUGAGCUUAAAAAGACAAUGUAGCAAAAACUCAAUAAUAAACACAACUCUUGACAACAAGAUCCAGUCUUUGAAUAAUACUGUCAUCAGUAGUAGUGAGAAGGACGUCAAGAGAAACUCCUCUCAAGGCUUCACACGGGUAUUUCCCUCUAAGAAUCGGAAAUACAGAAAAGCAACCAAUUCUUGUUCUGAGAACAGAAAACCCCCGAUUAGGAUAAGCAAGUUAGUGAACCUUGACAUCCUGAAGAAACAAGGUGGGGAUGCUACAGAGCAAGAGAGACACAUGCUGGAAAUCAGCAGUAAGACCAAAAGUGUUCUGCAGCUAUCCAGGAACAACUCUGGGCUCAAUUGAAACUAUAAUAAGGAUGGUAUAAUUCCUAUUGGGUCCGGCCGGUCCUCUCAUUUCAAUAAUACCCAAGAGGUUUCUACAUCUGCCCUUGCUCUAGGUGAUGGCCUUGAAGAAGAUAGUGUAGAGAUUAGGAGACCUGUCAUUAAAUCAAAGUAUCAAAACUAUCUGAGGAACAGCAGCAAUAAGUCCUUACUCUCCCACGGAAACAGUAGAGGUAUAAACAUCAGUGAAUUAGCCAAACAGAGGCUCAAAAUGUGCAAGAACUCUGAUUUUAAGAUCCCAAAUCAAAGAUGUAGUCAGCUUAAAAGUGCUUAUAGGCAGAAGCCUCAGAUUAAGAAGUACUCAAGUAUCUACAAAACUGUGAAUGGAGAUUCUAGAGGGAAUAACACAAGCAUGUCCAUUCAUCAUUAUGAUACCAACAAAAGUGUUUUACAAGCAAAUCAAAUUGCUUACAAAAACUUUAGAAAGAAGAUGCUUAAGAUCAAAAGCUCACAGAAAUUAGCACCGAAAAGAAAAACCUCUAAAAGAUUGGUAAAGUUGAAGAAGCUCGAGAAGACUCAGGACCAGCCUCUUGGCAUCAGUGUCAAGAGACUCAACCCCAGCUCUACAAUGGGGGGAAAUUGUAGGAAGCAGAACUAUCAUAGCAAUAAUUUGGCAAACCAGACGAUAGAAUACCAUGAAAAGACAAUGAUUGAAGAGUAUACCAAUGCCAGCAUCCCUGAAUUUACUCUUGGUCCAACCUCUUUCAGCAAGAAUGAGAGGCCUAAGCCUCUCUCAGUCAACAGAAUGGGGUUCUACGAAGACUGUAAAGAUCUGGAGGCCAAACUUUCGCCAAUAAAGCAAUGUCAAGAAGUUGUGAAAGACAAUAUUUUAAAUUUAAAUCUUGAAAAAGUUCGGAAACUUCCUGACGGAAGUUUGCCGGACAAUAAAGAUUCUGAGGAAAAUGGAUUCUAUGAUAACACAGGUUUGCUUUCCAGUCCUUCCACAGGCAAACAUGACAGCACAAAGAAGUAUAUAGAAUUAGUAGACAGUUUCCGGACAGGAGGCAGAAAUAUUGAAUUCGAAACUCCAAGCUUUAAAAUUCAAACCGAAGAGACAGGAGGGAAAUAAAGAAAAUAUGAAGUUAGAAGAUGUUCUCAAAAAAAUCAAAAAUACUCAGAGGAGCUAUACCCUCCUAAACAGCUUAUGUAGGAACUCUAGUGAAAUGCAGACUCAGAGAAAAUCUUCUGCUACUCGUGCAGAAACUGAUGCAAUCGACUCUUUUAGGCCAAAAUCCCGCCGACUGAAGAACUCUCACAUGAACUUGAAAAAGUAUCACCAAGAGGAAUCAGCAAAAGAGAUAUGUAUCCCAGACAAUAUAGCAAGGCUUGAAGGUAGAAAUGGUAGUCUUGGAUUCAACUAAUCCAUAUAUUUCCUCCUAGAAAUGCUAGUUUCUUCUUGUCCAAUCUCGAUCACCUCCCUCCUCAAGGUUUGGUCAAACUUGUUCAGCUCAGGAACAGAAGUUGUAAGCUCCACCACGCAGAACACGAAAGAGGUGAUGCUAGCAUUGUAGAUGACCUUUAUUCAUAAAAUCCAU